AUGGCUUCGGCAGCUCCCUCUCUAGCGCCCGCCGCAGCAGGUCCUGAGCAUCAACAUGCCAAGAUCAAGUUCUUCACGAACCAUGGCUGUGGCUGGUCCCAUCGUGUUCAUAUUGUCCUGAAGGAACUCGGACUGGCGUAUGAGGAAGUCAUUAUCAACAUGGAUGAACCGAGGCCGGACUGGUUCCUGAAGUUGAACCCACGUGGCCUUGUCCCCGUCCUGCAGUAUACACCUUACCAAUCCUCUCACGACUCGCCUACCGAUACACUCACGCUUACCGAAUCCGCCCAAAUCGUCUCCUUCUUUACAGAUAUCUAUCCUUCUCACCUUCAACCCACGAUGGCAGCCUUGCCUUCGAGCCCCUCAACCCAAUCUGCCCUCGCCAGCAGAGUCGAAGCAGCAUACAAGCGCUACAGAAUGUCCUUCUUUGUCGACACCUACUUCACCAAAAUCAACCCCCUCAUGUUUAAACUCGUGGGUGCAGAUAAUGGAGAGCCACAGGAUCGGAUUGUGGAAGAGAUUUGGCGACUUCUGGAAAGAGAGAUCGAGCCAUUGCUUUCCGGUGUGAGCGAGGAUGGGAAGGGUCCUUAUUUUGGAGGAAGUGAAAGAUUGACCGUCGUCGAGGCCAUGACAAUUCCUUUUGUCCUCCGUCUGGUUGACUUCUCCAACGACAUCAUAUUUCCUGCUCGUCUGGCGACGCACAUCCUGGACAUGGACCCCGCAACGAGCAAACUGCCUCAAUUCGCAAAAUGGGCAAAAAUGUGCAUGCAGCACCCUAGCGUCACAGAUACAUGGGACAAGGAAUAUAUGGUCCCCAGAAUUGUGGAGCGGCUGCCGGCUGCGAAGAGGAAGUAUGCGCCAUCGAGGGACUGA
Fonsecaea multimorphosa CBS 102226 is the source of this 873-nucleotide messenger RNA. RefSeq lists its product as uncharacterized. The record is from RefSeq and is a predicted model, not a curated record. Gene Ontology annotation, cellular component: cytoplasm. The transcript is spliced from 3 exons. Bases 1 to 873 code for a protein of 290 amino acids. Lineage: Eukaryota; Fungi; Ascomycota; Eurotiomycetes; Chaetothyriales; Herpotrichiellaceae.